Messenger RNA from Giardia duodenalis, 6432 nucleotides. RefSeq lists its product as uncharacterized. NCBI's taxonomy places the organism in Eukaryota, Fornicata, Diplomonadida, Hexamitidae. Bases 1 to 6432 code for a protein of 2143 amino acids. The transcript has a single exon. The record is from RefSeq and is a predicted model, not a curated record.
AUGGCAUCCAAGAAGGUGGUUCCUCAGACGUCUGACCUACUCAGAGAGAUUAGUACUCUGGACCUUCAGAAGCAGCAGGCUUCUACAGAGCUAAUGUCUUACACAACGUUGCUCGCUUCUCCCGCUGAGGCCCCUGUGGUUGUCGUAGACAUGGCGAACUUUAUCAACUUCUCUAACUUAGGUGACAAGCUCACGGUUAAGCAUCCAUAUUCCAACAUCCCUGGAGACGUUAGGAUGCAGCAAAAGUCUGGAACAAAAGGCCCCAGCUCAUCGGGCCCAUCUUCAUCCCCUACAAAUACUACCCAAUUGAUAUUCCCGCCAUUCGUUCAGUUUCAAAGUAACCUACGUACUCUUUCGCUUAUUUCUGGAGACGUCCCACCUCCCAGUUCCGCCCCUUCCAUGGUUUCAGAAGCUGCUUUCAUUUCUAGCUAUGUGGUAGAUACCUUUACUAAACUAUAUAGCGAGCUUCUUGUCUAUGAUCCACAGGAGUCUCAGCUUCCUAUCCCAGCGCAACUUCCCUACUCCUUGGCCUCAUUCAGGGUGUACACACUGGUACCCUUUUUCCUCUCUCGCUUCAAACACUAUUCUGUCUCAGUAUAUUUUCAAGGUAAAGACCCUUCGCGAGACUUGCUGGUUGCGUCUCCUCUGGAGACUCUGGUACCAGGCGUCAAAGAAAAGAGCUCUACCCUAUUCACAGCGUUGAAUAUUGACAAGAAUCCUCUAUACAUUCCAGUGACUAAUUACACUAGGAUAGAGCAAGGGUCGGAAUCUGGAACUACGGGUACUGCUGAUUCUACACCUACCAAUGACGCAGAAUCUUAUUACUACCAUCCCCAUCUUGUGGAUGUAGAGGCUGCUGGUGUAAAAUAUAGAUCUACUGCCAAUUGGGCUAGUGUACUUGCCAUGGGGAUGGACUGUAUGGCUGUUAACCCGUACAGUUUCCUCCUUACUCCGUUCUCAUCGUUCGUGCAGAUCUCAAUUCCGUUCGAUAAAUCUUUUACUCCUGACGCCUUGCAGCUCUUCUUGCAAUGUACAGAUAAAGAGGUGUCUCCGAAUAUGGUGACGCUUAUUGAGUUUCCUACGUUGUUUGGUGUUAUACGCGAUAGGAUCCGGAAGCACUUCUUACUAUCUGAGAACCAGGGCGCUGGUGUUCGAAGUCCUCUUCUUCAUAGCCUUAUAGACGACCUUAACAAGAUAGACUCACCUAGCCCGAGCCAGGAUUCACACAGAGGUUCAUACAGAGAGUCCAUGCACAAAGACGAUAGCUCUGUAGACGAGAAUACAAAGCGUUACAGUAUGAAUUUAGGAGGCGACUCGUUCCAAGCUACCUCUAGUGUCAAAGCAACCUCUCUAACAGUGAAGGAUACCUUUGCUUCUCUUUAUGAGCCAAAACCUGGGGUUGAAUCAACGUUUCUACUGGAUCUCUUUGAGUCUGUCAUUCAGGACGAAGCACGUCUACAAACGCCUCUUUCUCUCGGUGUCAUAGAUGUCCUUUCGAUGGAAAAAGCUGAGUAUAAGCCCAAGGAACUCUUUAGCAAACCGCCCUCACGCUUCCUAGCAGAUGAAAACAUCCCUGCGCGUUCUGCCGAUUCGCGACCGACAAUUCUUUCUCGCAAUGCAUGCGCAUCAGGAGCAGCCCCACGUUCUCUGCGCUCUCUCCUCAAUUCCUCUGAUUCAUCCAUGAACAGUUCUAUGAUGUCAGCAGACUCAUCACCCUUUGAUGCUUUAGAAGAAUAUAAUCCAGACCUUAUAUUUGUCAAGCUUUGGGUGUCGGAUCCCGUGCUGGCUGUGAUCCUAAGUGACCAGUUUACAGACCAUGAAGAGGACUUUCUACAAACAUAUGCAACUGAGCGCCAGCUAAAGCUCUAUAGAAUGCUUGAAAAGAAGCAUCCGAGAAAGUACAAUAACGGACGCUAUAAUGUGGGGUCCACAGAAGGAGCAUCGGCUUCCGGUCCAAUUAUUAUUGGAAUGACAGCAACCGAUAUGUCUACAACUCAGGGUGGAAUGGGCCGCGGCAGCUAUCUUGGUGAAGCUGGUCAUAAUUGCUCACUUCGUAAUUCUGGAAUCGGUGGAAACAGUGGAAUCCCUGUCUCUCUGCAAAACAAUAGUGUCAUGCUUCCCCAUCCUACACACGGGCCAACAGCAUCUAUCUACACAGGGAAGACAUCUCGGACGAGGAUGACUGCCAAGGAAGCUGCCGAGCGCCGGCGCCUCCUUAAGUUAGAGCGUAUGCGUUCCAAGAUCUAUGAGUGUAACCAGAACUAUCUCCCUGGUAGAAAGCUUACCAUGUAUAAAGACUAUGACCCAGCAAACUUUCCCCUUGGCAAACCAGAAGCCCCUUGGAACAGUGUAAACAAGGGCGAAACGGCCAUAGACAUACUUAAAGUCGACAUGGCCACACUUAGAACAAUGGAUCGCAAUGAGCUAACAGUCGCCUUGGAUACCCAGGAAAAGAUGAUGAAAACGAUUUCCUUGCUUCCGAGAUUGAGGGAAGCUAGCGAAGCUAAGGCUAAGAGACUUCCAGACAAAAAUAGUUCUGUUGGUAGUAGCAUUAUUGAUAGAGAAGCAUCUGCUCGUAGUGACAAACGGUGUACUCAUCAAGAGUCAACGAAGGGACAACAACCCAACGAUUGCCUGGCGCCUACUCCGAGACUUGGUGACAAUCUUGCCAAUUCUUCACAGGCUAAUCCUUUGACAAGCCUCUUGGAUGCUCCUGAGGUGCAAAUAGGAUCACGUAUCGAUGAAGAGGAAAAGCCGAAGAAGAGCAAGAAGAGUAAGUACAUCCGCGGAUAUCGCGUGAUAGAUGAGACAGAAGCGUAUGCUAACAAGAAUCAUGUCUAUGAACAGGUUCAUUGUGACGUGGGCUCAGAAGAUUCUCUUUUCAACGACGAUCAGCAGAGAUCAACGGAUAUGAGCUACUGCGUUGUUCGACUUACAACCUUGCUGGACCUGGCUAGUGGUGCAUUAGUGCUAAACUUACAACAACUACCACGGUCUGUAUGUGCAUAUGAGCCCUAUAUACCAGAAUAUCCUUCCCUGUAUGGUGAUGCGAAAAUAGUGGGGAAGCGUUCUCCAUCGACCAAUAAAUUAGGCCAAGCAGCUACAAAACAAAUAGACUUGCCCGAAUCGAAGACAACUAUGUCCGUGAAAGAGUCCGCCCAUGCUAGCCAGCACCAGAUUUUGUUUGAAGCAGCCACUACUGGACGUCCAGUAUGGAGACCAAAGAUUAUAUCUUAUGAUUCGUCACAGUCUAAUGCAGAUGUUAAGCAACAAGUAAAGCCUUCUGCAAACGCUGGAUCUUUGGCUGGAGGUGCCAAGCGGCCACUAGAGCCAGCAAAACAGGCUGCAUUGAGUCAGCAAGAGUGUCCCUUACAGCAGGAAGAUAUAGAGUCUCAAGCCGAUGGAGUAGGGUCAACACUUCUCCCACAGAGCAACAUCUUAAAUACAGCGGCUGUGUCUGUUAUUGGCGAAAAGGAUAAGACUUUUCUACCGACUAUAAAGAAGAUUCAAACAGCUUCAAUGUUGCCAACACUCCAAUUGUAUCACUUUACCGCAACACUAUUGAGAAAGAACACUAAGGACGUUAGCCUAAAGCAGGAUACUCCGUCAGAUGUGCACGGUGUGUCCCACGAUAUUAGUCCGCUUCACACAUCUAAUGUUGCGCUCCCCUCUCUUUGUAUCAACGGUGUUAGUCAAGAUGGUUGUUCUGAAAGAUCUCAGCAGGAUCCAGAGAACCUACUUUUAGAACUAUGCGAUCCCAGCCCUGAGAGGCUUCUCAAGCCACGUAAGAUCAAGUCCACCGGAAACAUCCAUUGGGAUCUGGACAACUGGCUGAGCUCAGAAAGUCUUAUUCUGACGUUUAAUGCUGAUUAUCUUCCUGUUGUAGCCCAAACUUCUGAACUAACCUCUCAACGUGAUAGUUCAGCUAUAUGCUUCAUGGAAGUGGUCUUUUAUUUUAUGCAGAACGAGCGAGUUUUUGCCACACAGCGUAGGGGAUUAUCGGUCCUUACCGUUGAUGUUAUCAAGGAGUAUUGCAUGAAUACGCGACUGCCAGCAAACAUCUCUGAACUUGAUAGAUAUGACCUUACCCUGCUCUUUUCCAUCAGCUUCCAUUCUGUCCCGGUUCCACACCCGAUGACCCUUUUAGCUCGCUUGGAAGAAGCAUCAAAAACUCUGGAGGCAGUGGCGCCUUCGGCAACCAAACCAUCAAGCCGCUCCGUUUCAGCAAGCUCCCAAGGAAAAGGAUCUGCCACUGGGGUACAGGAACAAAAUAGCUCUGAUUACUGGAUGAUUGAUGCCGUACAAGAGAGCAGGUUCUUAUUAGAGAAGCAGCUGGAUGUAGAUUUGAUUGAGGCCAAAUUUAGUUUGGACCUGCUUCCCUUUGUACAGAGCUCACACGGCGCAAAUGUGUCUAUUUCUGCUCUUCAGAGAUACACAGGAGAAGUGGGAAUCGCUAAUUUAAAGCUCAAGUCAUAUGAUCUUACAGACCAGAACCAAGGUAGUGAUCCUUCAGAAAAGGUACGGCAGGACCAAGAGAACCACUCUCCUUGUUUGCAAGUUCAAUCUAUUGUUACUCAAGGUGUGCUUACGGGAAUGAUGGGGGUCGUUGCUCUUUUCGAAAUAGACACAUCUGGACCUCAUUCUGCGCGUCCUGUACAGACACCCAUUGCUGUUGCACCUACCAAUGUAUCAGCACCGAUGUCUACUCAAGAUCAGGUUGAUCCAUCAACUGGAAAUGAAAAACCUAACACAGGGGCCGAUCCUGCCAUCUCUUUCAAUAUCUCUAGCAGAGCAGAUCACACGAUUCUCUCGAAGGUCUCAGAUACUACUUUUGUGCGCUUGAUUCCUUGCUUCAGAGACGGAGUUCCUGCGGGGGCAACCAUAUACAUUUACGCUUUGGAUGAUAAUAGUGCCAUUUUAUAUAAGAGAGUGCCGAUUUGUAUCAACGGGUCGCUUGUGCAAUCCGUGGCAGAUCUUAUUAUCCCGACUGAACACAAAACAUUCAUCAUACUAGAAGGGUACAGUAUUUUCCAAGCUGCCACAGAUUUAAAAAGCAAGACACCAAGCCCAUCUGGCCUUUUACCAUUCAAGUUCUCUAUGAUAACCAUUUCAGAUAGUUAUGUAGAUAUUCAGCCACUACGCAUCAACAGUAACCUCUUUCAGCUUCGAAGCCCGUUAAAGCUCAAUGGUGAUGACAAGUCAACUGUUGAACUGAAGUUCUCGAUACCUGGAGGGUAUUGCUUUGCGGAACUGGGGCUGGUAGCAAUCCCAUGUAAGCCUUCUAAGGUUGACGAGCAGCCCAACGCUGAUGUCCCACCAGAUGUAGACAAUAAUGUGGCCCCGUACAACCCAAUGACAGAUGCACCUACCACUGGAGAAGUGUAUCAAUCUACAGAGGAAGAUAUUCUUCCUAUAAAUAUAUUCCACAAGCCUCUUCUUCCUGUAUUUGAAACUACUCAAAAUGCUCCGAGGUCCAAAGGAUCUCCUCAGAAGAAGGUGGCUGAAGAGGAUGUUAAUGUGAAAGUCACUACUGAUAUUAGGGAUGUACUAAAGGAUGACGCUACGCGAAUGGCCGAAUGCACGACAAAACUGAUUCCAUUUUUAUGCUCUGGAUGUCCUCUUAACAGUCGGAGAGUCUGUCUCAUUAACAUCCCACCCAGCGGAGUUGUAGCGUUAAAUGUCUUUGUUCCUGAGGAAGUUGGCAUGAAGUAUGAGGAGGUUAGCAUGCACGUCCAAGCAUUCACCUUUUUGGGAGCUAAUGACGCCCCUCCGGCUCAAACAGACGCAAAGGGGAAGCUUGUAGAUCCAGUGCCAAAUGCAAUCUCCGCAUGUCAAGCUAAUCUUAACGAGUGGAUUUUGCAGCGUCUAUGCACCAGUAUCUGGAGCAGAACUCGCGUGCUCCAAGGCGAGGAGCUCUUAACACGUGCUAGCUACCUACAGAGCGCUGCAUCUGUCCUUCCUCAAAUAACAACUCUCUCUACGUACUCAUUUGUUCCCACCGACGAACUUGUUGCCUAUCUUGAGCAUAAGGAAGAUACUGACCAGGCCAAAGCCAAUACCGCUGACAAAGAUAAGAAGGUAAAGGCACCCCCUCCAAAGAAGAAGGACGCCGAGCCUGUCGUUAAGACCGCGGAGCCCCUAGAGCUCACACUGGAGGGAAUGCAAGGCCAAGAAAGAGAUGACCUAUCCACUGUAAUUGCAACAGAGAUACAAGCCCUUCAAACAUUUACGGUUUCAGUAGGAGCGCCAGCGUCCGAGCGCAAGCAGCCUGUGGUCAAGAAGACCGAUUCAAAGAAAGAUAAAAAUGUGCCGGAGCCUGCCUCAACGAUUAUUGCCGCCUUUAAAGACAAGCUAGUAGCCCCCCGUACACAGGCAGCCAUAGAAUACUUCGAUAUUGAAAUGGUAAGCAAAAAACAUAAAAAUCAAGGCUGA